This is a messenger RNA of Candidozyma duobushaemuli, 453 nucleotides long. RefSeq names its product riboflavin kinase. The transcript has a single exon. The record is from RefSeq and is a predicted model, not a curated record. Gene Ontology annotation, cellular component: mitochondrion. Gene Ontology annotation, molecular function: riboflavin kinase activity. Gene Ontology annotation, biological process: riboflavin biosynthetic process; FMN biosynthetic process. NCBI's taxonomy places the organism in Eukaryota, Fungi, Ascomycota, Pichiomycetes, Serinales, Metschnikowiaceae. Bases 1 to 453 code for a protein of 150 amino acids.
AUGAGGCCUGAAGUUGCAGCGAAUGUGGUUGAACCCUAUCCCAUUCAUCUACACGAUGAAGUGAUAGCGGGCUUCUCAAGAGGAUCAUCGGAGCUCGGAAUUCCAACAGCUAACAUUCAUGUCACUGACUCACUUCAAGCUCUAGAACCGGGUAUUUAUUUUGGCUUCUCAAAAUUGCGUUGUCGGAAUGAACUCCAGCCUGAAAUCAAGUCAAGUGUCAAAGGACAGGAGAUUAAUUUUAACUAUGGUCAGCAUUUGAACAAGAAGGACCUUGAGGUUUUGCCAAUGGUGAUGUCUAUAGGGUACAAUCCUUUUUACAACAACAAGGAGAAAGCGGCGGAGGUUCACAUUAUACACGAGUUUCUGGACACAUUUUACGGGGCACAAAUUGAAUUGGUUAUACUUGGAUAUUUAAGACCUGAGCUCGACUACAUAAGUAAGGGUAUGUUUUAA